Nicotiana attenuata is the source of this 1098-nucleotide messenger RNA. RefSeq lists its product as uncharacterized. The transcript is spliced from 4 exons. The record is from RefSeq and is a predicted model, not a curated record. Bases 1 to 1098 code for a protein of 365 amino acids. NCBI's taxonomy places the organism in Eukaryota, Viridiplantae, Streptophyta, Magnoliopsida, Solanales, Solanaceae.
AUGAUAUCUAGUGAUGACAAUGAUACACUCACCAGGGAUCCAUCAAUGGCAGAGCUCAAGGAAAUAGUGCCAAUCUGUCUCAGCAACUUCAUCAACAAGAUUAUCUCCAAUGUUAUUUGUUCAAGGCUUGGUCCCAUACUUCCAAAGAUAAUCUCUGCAAACCAAUCUGGCUUUGUAAAGAGCAGGAACAUCUUUGAAAAUAUCAUGUUGGCACAAGAAAUAGUGCAUGGUAUCAAGAAGCCAACUGUGGGGUCAAAUGUGGUCAUCAAGCUUGACAUGGCCAAGGCCUAUAACAGAGUAUCCUGGAGUUUCACUUGCAUCAUACUUAUGAGAAUGGGAUCCAGUGAAAUGAUCAUUGACAUGAUCUGGAGAACAAUGUCCAACAACUGGUAUCAAUCAUUGUUAAUGGCACUAGAUGUGGAUUCUUUCAGUCUACAAGAGGCCUUAAACAGGGGAUUUUAUAUGGAGAAGAGAGGUCCUCAAAUCAACCACCUAAGCUUUGUAGAUGAUAUCAUCAUCUUCACCUCUGGAAGAAGAACCUCCCUGAGAAAAAUCAUGUGGAUCCUUAGCAAUUAUGAGAAGACAUCUGGCCAACUCAUAAACAAACACAAGAGUCAAUUCAUGACUGCUUCCUAUGCACUCCCAAGUGCUAUCAGAAGAAUUCAAGAAGUGACAGGCUUUUCUAGAAGGGAUUCACCACUCACAUACCUGGGAUGCCCUCUGUAUACUGGUAGGAGCAGAAUUAUGCACUUCAAUGGUCUCAUUUCCAAGGUGCUAGGCAGAAUAAAAGGUUGGCAUGUAUCCCCUCCAAAGACUGUCAUGAAGCAAAUUGAAAGGUUGACAGCUAGCUUCUUCUGGGGAAUAGAUAAGGACAAAACAAGUAUCACUGGGCAUCAUGGUCUAAGCUAUCCUUCCCUCUCAAUGAAGGUGGUGUGGGUUUCAGAACCAUUCAUGAUACCUGUAACUAAAGUAGUGGUGGAAUUUCAGAACAGCAAACUCUCUUUGGAGUUCAUUCUUGAAGGCAAAAGUACUGUCAAAGAUCAAAUCCCAUAUCUAAGAAAUAGGACUCAGGCCAAUCACAAUCAUGGAAAAGAUUGA